AUGGGAUAUCCGGGAAUAGAGAGAUUAAUGACAUUACAAGAUGAAGAGYUGAAGUUCUUGGAAAAUAUCCGUAACUGUGUUAAUAUGCGGAUCAAAUGUGACCGCGAAUAUGCCUCUUCUCUAUUAGCGGUCAGCAUUUGUGGCCAAAAGUGCCGAUUUAACGACGACUUUGCCAACACUAAUAUCGGUAAUGUUUGGAUGACUAUUGCUAUUGAAUCAGAAACUCUGAGUAAAUUAAUGCACACGAAUGCCGAUGACAUAACAUAUGAGAUAUUGGAUCAAAUGGAUGAACUAAUUGCAGAAAAGAAGGCGUUAAGAAAAUCAUUGAUUGAUGAAUAUAACAGAUAUUAUACUAAAUUAAAUAAUUUAAUAAAAUCGUGUCAUAAAAUUCAAGUCGAUUAUCAAAAAUGUUUAGCAAAUUAUAAAAGUAUUAAAAACAAAUAUGAAGAUAUUUGGCUGCAUUUUCCUCAAAAGUGUGAUAACUUGAAAAUUAAAUCAAAAAAUGAUAAACAAUUUGAAGAAAUUAAGAAAAAAUACAAGAAAAUGUGUCAAAAGUUACAUAUUUUACACAACGAUUAUUGUUUGAUUACCACAGAAGCCAAACAAUAUGAAAAAGAUUUCCGAUUACUUUUGAUACCAACUAUUAUAUCAUAUCACGAGUCAGUUCUUAUAGAUUCAGAACUUAGAGGAAAACUCCAGAAUCCAGUAUUACCGCAGAUUAAUGUUAAAUUCAAUGACAAUUUGCUUGAAGAUUAUGUCGGUGCUCUCAAACCCAAUCAAUUAAUCAUUGAUACCUUUACUAUCGACUCAUUGAACUUAAAAGAGUCUGAACUUCGCAUUCAAUUAAAUAAAUCUCAAUUAGAUAUCAGAGAUAAGAUUUCGCUGGAAAAGCAAUACGAAGAGGAGAUGAGGGCAUUGAUGACAUUAAGUGAUGAAAAUUCAAAUGCAAAGAUGGGAAUCAAAACAAGGAAGAGAGCCAUUGAUAUCAUCAAAAAAGAUUUGAUUUAUAGUGAAUGCAAACAUGAAAUAACUCAUCAAUUAUGGGAAAGGGUAGACAUUUGCCUAUCAAAAAUUGCUGGAAUUCAAGUGCCCACUGGACUCGACUUAAAUCUAACAUCACAUCCACGACAACUGACCCAAUUUGAGAACAGUUCAAUAGAUAGCCGAUCUAUAAGUAGAGGCUCAAGAAGUGAGGACAACUCACGGAUAUAUUCGACAAUAUCUGGUACGAUGUUAUGGAGUAGAACUCUAUUCACAAGAUUCAGACGUCCAAAGACAUUGAAUAACUCGGCCACUGAAACGACGUCCACAAUGACAAGUCUGCCCUCAACAACAACAACAACAACAAACUAUUCUACGUUUAAUUGCAAUAAAAAUGAGACAAUUGGUGACGAUAUACAUGAACUCAAUGAUGAGGAAUGGUUUCACGGAAGUCUUCCCAGAUAUGAAGCAAAUAAAUUAUUGUCAAAGAGAGGAGACUUUUUGGUGAGACAGACACUCAAAGACCAACACAACUGUUAUGUCGUGUCUGUCCUUUGGAAUGGAUUUCGUCAUUUCAUUAUCAAUAUUGACUCUCAGGGUCUAUAUAAAUUGGAGGGGCCCUCCUUUACAACAAUAUCAAAUCUUAUAGAAUAUUAUCAAUUUAAUAAACAUAAAGUAACCGAUAAAAGUGGGGCUCUUUUAUUGAAUACCAUUUGUCGAGAAAAAUGGGAACUGAGUCAUAAAGAUAUAGAGCUCAAGGAGAAGAUAGGUCGGGGAAACUUUGGGGACGUCUAUAAAGGGAUACUACGGAAAACAGGAACGGGAACUCUCAAAGAGAUGAACGUUGCGAUCAAGACAUGUAAAACCAAUUUACCGGACCAACAGAAAUGCAAAUUCUUGGCUGAGGGACGUAUUCUUCAGCAAUACAAUCAUCCAAAUAUCGUACAACUUAUUGGUAUUUGUGUCCACAAACAGCCUGUUAUGAUAGUCAUGGAGUUGGUUGAGGGCGGGUCACUGUUAAACCAUUUGAGACAUAACACAAACAGAGUAUCAUUUACUUUAUCAAUACUAUUGAAGAUGACUAUAGACGCCGCUUCCGGGAUGGAGUACUUGCAAAGCAAAAACUGCAUUCAUAGAGAUUUAGCGGCGCGUAACUGUUUAAUAGGUUUGGAUAAAGUUUUAAAGAUAACUGAUUUUGGUAUGUCUAGAGAGGCCAAUAAUGAUCUUGAAUACACUGUAUCAACUGGUAUGAAACAGAUACCAAUUAAAUGGACGGCUCCAGAAGCGCUAAACUAUGGUCGCUAUACAUCCCUUUGUGACGUUUGGAGUUUUGCAAUAUUAAUGUGGGAAAUAUUAACAAUGGGAAGUACCCCAUACAGUGGUAUGUCCAACGCUAAAGCACGGGAUCUCAUUGAUAAUGGAUAUAGACUUCCUUGUCCUCCCAGAGCACCACAAAAUGUUUAUCAAUUGAUGUCCCGCUGUUGGGACUAUGAGCCGGAAAAUAGACCUCAUUUUUCCGAAAUCAGACAAUUAUUAAAUGAUAUUUAUAAUAAUUUACAAGAAUCUAAUAAUAAUAAUAAUAAUACUGAAAUGGGUGAACAAGAUAUUGAAACACAUUUAUAA
Messenger RNA from Oppia nitens, 2604 nucleotides. RefSeq names its product tyrosine-protein kinase Fer-like. The transcript is spliced from 7 exons. Lineage: Eukaryota; Metazoa; Arthropoda; Arachnida; Sarcoptiformes; Oppiidae. Gene Ontology annotation, biological process: peptidyl-tyrosine phosphorylation. Gene Ontology annotation, molecular function: non-membrane spanning protein tyrosine kinase activity; ATP binding. Bases 1 to 2604 code for a protein of 867 amino acids. The record is from RefSeq and is a predicted model, not a curated record.